CAUGGCACGAAAAAUUGUAAACAAAGAUGACCGAUUUAUCGAAGUGUGUACGGAAGUAUCAAGGAUCAAGGAUUAUAUUAUUUUUAAGUAUUAUAACAAUUGAUGCAGAUUGAUGUAACAAAAUAUUGUUUUUCGGUGACACAAAUGUGAUUUAAUGACUUAUAUAUUGAAGGCUAUAGGUACAUCUAUAGAUUAAACAAUGGUAAAAGUGUGUGUGGUGCCAAGUUGCUUGAAUAGAUGGAAAAAUAAAGAGCAUAUAAAACGCCACAGGAUAUCUUUUUUCCAACCUACGACAACAAUUAGAUUACAGCGAUGGUCGAAAGCAUUAGGUAUUGUUUUGAAAUCUACAGAUAAGGUAUGCCAGUUUCAUUUUAAAGAACAAGAUGUUAAAUUUUAUGAUAAAAUUGUCAUUGGAAAUACUGUCCACUUACAGUAUUUACAUAGGAAAAUAUUGAAGGACAAAGCCCUGCCUACAAAGGAAUAUCAGUUUAAUUUAAAUUCUGAGUUGCAACAACAGCAACAAGCAAGACAGGAACCAAUAAAUGAAUAUUAUACACGUAAGUAUUAUUAUACACAGCAACAACAGCAUCAAUUAACAGAAAUAAUAGACCCUAUUGCUCAAAUCAAAGACAAAAUUUCAGCAUUGCCACCUUAUUGGUUUUAUAUUAAUAAACCUAAAGAAAUUGAGUUUAUGCGAUUAGAUCCUACAAGCAAGCAGAUCGUAAAUCACAUAAUUUUAAACGAAAAUCUAUCUAUUAUAGUAGUUUAUUCUAAUAAUGAAAAAAAAGCCUUGGAUGAAAAAAUAGUUUCUUCUGAUGAGGUUUAUGAAUAUUUAAAGUCUGUUGAAAAGUGGCCAUUAUGUGUUGGUACACAAUUUGAUAAAAAAAGAUAUUCUCAAGAAUGUAAAGGAGUCGUCAUUGGAGAUGAUGCUUAUCAGAGACAUCAAAUGAAUCCACGUUGCAUGUCUUGUGCAGUUCUUCGUCUCCGAUUUCAGAAGCAUCGACGUCUUCAGUCACAUCUGAACAGUAAUCAACAUUUACAGACAGUGUAAAGGGUUAAAAGAAGCAGAUGUGAGAUACUUGAUUCAAGAUGUCAUGGAACCGCACCAGAAUUCGCGCUCGCGAGUUCAUAAGUAUAUCUGGAUUAAACUGGGUGAAUAGUUCUUAGAGUUGACCAUUUUUUGUAUUAUUAUUAUAAUUUGUACAUUUCAUGUUGAAUACAGCAAUUUACAAUAACUCAGCAUUGCAUUUCAAAUAUCUUAAAAAAUAAAAGUGUAUAGAUUGAUACAGGAAAUAAGAUGCCAGUUACCUGUGUAGUUCGCCAACUCUACGAAUACGAUUUGACAAGAAAAUUUUGUCUAUCUUUGGUACAGAUUAGAAAGUAGACUCACUCUAAAACAUUCAAUUAUCAGCUCCACAAGUCUUUUCUAAUUACAACGGUUCAGACAUAACCAUCAUCUUUCAUGAAGUAUGUGUAAUAUUACAUAACUUCAAAUCAGUUCUGUAAUUAAUGUAAUUGUGAUAAUUUGUAAAUUUAUAUUGAUGUUGACUUAAUUUUUAUA
This is a messenger RNA of Sitophilus oryzae (rice weevil), 1561 nucleotides long. RefSeq lists its product as uncharacterized. The record is from RefSeq and is a predicted model, not a curated record. Bases 200 to 1051 code for a protein of 283 amino acids. The transcript is spliced from 7 exons. NCBI's taxonomy places the organism in Eukaryota, Metazoa, Arthropoda, Insecta, Coleoptera, Curculionidae.